AUGACAUCUUCAUUGCAGCAAUAGUAGAAAGACACAGAGAACUCUUUAGCUUAGUUAUUUUAUUUAACGGGACAAGCAGAACUAUAGUUUGAAGACAUUAGGACAGAACUGUUUAAUAUUCCAAACUUUUCAGCUGAAAAAGCAUUUAAAUUGAUUGAUAACUAGAAUAAAGGUCUCAUUGAUACAGACUAGCUUAGAGCAUUUCUGAAAAACUAUGCAGUUAUUUGGGACUACAAAGAAGCUCAGCUUUUCAUAGAUGAGUUUGAUGAUAUACCCAAAGAUGGAAGACUCAGUAUCGUGGAAUUUGAAAGAAUCAUAGAGACCCUUUAUUACUUGCCUUAGACCAAUAGCAUUGAUAAUAUGAGAUCAUAGAGAUCUUAAAUGUCUUCAAAUAGCAAAAGAGAUAUGGGAAUCAAAAUGGCAAAACUUAUUGAGAGUUACUACCUACAUAUACUUUAAAAGAAUCAAUUCAAGCUCUAAAAUUUCGAGAAAAUGACAGACCAAGACUUGUUUAAUGUCUUAGAUCUUAAGAAUAGGAAAGGUUACCUAAGUGAUUAAGAUAUAGAAGAUCUUUUGGCAAAGCAUAGACUUAUUGAUUUGUAAAGCCACAAUAGCUAGCUUCUAACUUAAUAGAUACUUAAGAGAGUAGAUAGAGAUCAAAACCAGUAAAUCUCCUUUGAAGAUUUUAAACAAUUCCUCAAUCAUAUACCUCUAAGUGUAGAUUCUUACAGAUAAAAGCAAGAAGAGUUCAAAAAUUCAAUUUAAAAGAUCAAUAUAACUUCUUAGCUAUCUUAAGAAUCAGAACCCUCGAUAAGAUAAAAAAAGAAUGUGAAAUAAGAGCAGCAAUAAUAAUAAACAGUGUUUAAACAGCAGUAGCAAUAGUAGUAAACUAAUAAUUAUCAAGAGUAAUAGAAGGGUUCAAGGUAAAAUAAUCCGAGAUAAAAUACCUAAAACUCUUAGAAUAAUGUCAAUUAAAAUUAGGAUCAAAACAAUGAAUAGGAAGACAACUAGAGAAAUGCAAGAAUUUAUUCACCUAUGAGAUACAAGUAAAGUGCCUUUAACUAAUCAAGAAUGAUGUAUGAGCAAGAUUAGGAGUUAUAUUUAAGCUAAUCUUCGCCUUAAAAGUAACAUAAUCCAUCCAUUCAAUCGAAUCCAAGGUAAACAAAUUAAGAGAGUCCAGCUUUUGGAAGUUCCUAGCAAUAACUAAGAAUUAAUGAAGAUAGCCCAGAGAAAAAAAGACUAGAUGAGCAAGAUGCAAGUUUGAAGUUAACAUUUUCGAAGUAAUAUUUCGACGAACGCCAUCACUCCAAUACUUUACUAGACUAUCUUCUAAAGGUGGUUAACACGGAAUCUUCUAUUGAGGAGAAAAGAGAACAAUGUGCUCAGCAAACGUAGUUCAAUCUUUAUGAGACUUUUAGAUAUUUCGAUGUAUUCUCUAGAGGCUAUAUCUAUGCUAAGGAUGUGCUAAAAGGUAUGCAUGAACUUGGAUUGAAAGAAACUACAGAUGAUGAUAUCAUGCUACUAUAUAAGAGAUAUGACACAGAUUAGGAUGGAACUAUCAGAUUCUCAGAGUUCUCGCAUAUAUUCGAACCAAUAAACGAAGACAGCUGUGAAGCACUUCUUGAGAGAAAGCCUGCUUCCCUUGAAAAAGAAUUUAAGGAGUUUAUGUUUACUUACCAAGGCAAGAAGGCAUUGACUGAGUUUCUUUCAUCAGUAAUUUAGGGGGAGAGAGAACAUAAAUAGUUUAGGUAGAUAUUCAAAUAAACCUUGAGUUAAGAUAAUAUAGGGUUCAAAAAUCUUUAUGACCUAAUUUAGCAUGACAAAUUAACCGAGGACUAUGUGAGCGAAGAAUCUUUGGUCAGAUUUAUGAAUGAAUGUGAGGUCAUGGUUACUGGAUCAGAGAUCAAGCUACUCUAUAAGAUAUUUGACAGAAAUAGAGACGGUUUAAUAAAUUUUGAUGAAUUUUUUGGUGUAUUAAACAGCUGA
Stylonychia lemnae is the source of this 1986-nucleotide messenger RNA. The record is from the annotation of a GenBank genome assembly. NCBI's taxonomy places the organism in Eukaryota, Ciliophora, Spirotrichea, Sporadotrichida, Oxytrichidae.